Messenger RNA from Zychaea mexicana, 4486 nucleotides. RefSeq lists its product as uncharacterized. Gene Ontology annotation, molecular function: zinc ion binding. The coding region runs from base 70 to 4188 and encodes 1372 amino acids. The transcript is spliced from 9 exons. NCBI's taxonomy places the organism in Eukaryota, Fungi, Mucoromycota, Mucoromycetes, Mucorales, Lichtheimiaceae. The record is from RefSeq and is a predicted model, not a curated record. Gene Ontology annotation, cellular component: endoplasmic reticulum membrane.
GUUUCUGCAGUUGAACUUUUUUUUUAAUCGAACACCUGCGUCUCUUUUCUACUUUUAAUACACUGAUGAAUGAUGGAGGACGACCACGAGAUCUGCAGGGUUUGCAGAUGUGAAUCGACACACGAUCACCCUUUAUUCCAUCCAUGUAAAUGCUCUGGUAGCAUUCGAUUUGUGCAUCAGGAUUGCCUUCUCGAGUGGUUAUCGCAUAGCAAGAAAAAGUAUUGCGAAUUAUGCGAGUAUCCUUUCACAUUUACACCGAUUUAUCGAGAUGAUAUGCCUGAUCGGAUACCGAUAGGUGUCCUCGUACGUCAGUGUGCACGACGGUGUGGUGCACUACUGUGGGCCUGUUUCCGUGCUGCGCUGGUCGUUGUCGUUUGGCUUGUCAUCUUGCCAUUCUUAACCUUAUGUACUUGGCGGUUUUACUUUUGGAGUGGAGAAAGCAUUGGGUUUGCAAAAAGGCUGGCCAAGAAUGCAACCUUACUUGCCGAGGAGUCAUUAUCAUCGUCUUCGAGUUUAUCAUCCUCCCUCAACAACGCAACCGUGUCUUCUCCCACAUCUUCCUCAAUUCUGUUCGGCUAUAGUAUAAAAGGAUUUCUGAGUGAAUGCUUUGAAGGUCAAAUCAUCACUGCAUUUGUAAUCAUUGUCUUUGUUGCUGCAUACUUAUUUCGGGAAUGGGUGAUCCAGAACACUCCUGCCGAAACGGGUAUCGAGAUGCUCGACGACAACGAAGAAUUUGCUCACGAUCAUAAUAACGACAACGAUGACCGGUUUGCACAGCAACAGGCGGCCGUAGAUCUUCUGUUCAACGUUGCCCAGACAAUUCAACCCGAGGAUGACGCAACAGCUCAGCAACAAGAAGAUCUAACUGCACAUCUCGCCGAUAUUACACGACAACUCGAGCGGAGGAGACGGAUGAUGGGUGAGAACCAACGAUAUCGUACUACUGAAGAGAUUAAUGGCGCUGUGGAAUUGCCGCCAACCUCAUCCCGGAGCAGCAGUAGCAGUGACAACACAUAUUCGUCAAGCAAUAACCAUGAUCACGACGACAAUGACGAUGACUACCUUGAUGACUCGCAACCUACCGACGAGAAUGUUUUUUCAUCUCCUGAACCAAUCCUUGAACAGCAAAAUGAGGCUACCGCCAGCAGUAGUAGCAAUAACACCAUUGUUAGUAGUAGCGCCACUGCAACUACCAGCAGGAAUAAGGGCAAGACGCGGGAUGAUCGAGGGGGAGCAUUCUUUGAAGAAAUCAACGAAAGCGCCGAGGAAGAAGAAGAUCUUGCAUCAAGUAGUCGUCAAUCGUUGCUUGCUAGUUGGAGAGACGAACACAAUAGACGGGAGGAUGCUUCCUCGAAACUGCGAUGGAGAGCACCAGAAUUUGCCGAUUCACCAGAUGCCGAUAUACCAGGGAAUCAUUUCCCAGCAGCUGAUGAGCCUUUGUUGGGUCACCAUGACGAAGAAGACGACGACGAGAUCGAAGAAGAGGAUGGGGAUGAGGAGCAGCACCUCCUCCACCAUCACCUUGACAACGACAUUGGCGCUAGGGAACAGCAACAGCAGCAACUCCCCAAUAUCCGCAAUUUCGCACCUGCACCACCCCCUCCUCGUCCAGCACGUGAACAGUGGGAUAAUGGAAACGACAAUCGAGAUAAUGCAGUUGACGACGAGGAGCCUUUCGACCUUGGCGAAGACAUUGACGGUGUGCUUGAAGCAAUCGGAAUGCGUGGCAGUAUGUGGAUGCUCUUGCAGAACUCAGUUUUGAUGUCACUGAUGAUCAGUCUAUGUCUCGGUGUUGCCGUAUGGAUACCAUAUGUCAUUGGACGACUUGUCAUUUUGAUCCGACCAAUCAGCUUUCUGAAAACACCCAUUUCGAUCCUUCGCUUCAUCACUGACCAUAUUGUCGAUUUCACACUUGAUUAUGGCAUGCCCUACACUCGGUCAAAGAUUGCGUGGACAGCCAAAUUGCUACCGGAAAAUGUUCAGGUGGCGCUCAAAAUUGUUGACGGAUAUAUUACGGAUUUCUUCGCUCAGCACUCGAGUUUGUAUACAUCUACGGCAACCGUGAUGGCUGAUUCCAUUUCCGCAUCCCCGACUGCUACUACAACAACUGCUGCUGCUGCCAUUACCACCGCCACCGGCACUAGUAGUGCAAUCCACACUGUUCUUCCAAUUGAUAUUUUCGCGUGGAGUGGACAUUUGGUAGUGCUCCAAGAAAAGGUCGAGAUAGCGGCAUCAAUGAUCCUCGAACGCUGGCAUCGGUUUGCUUUGGGACAGUCUGGCUUGGAUCGCAGUAUUUGCAUUUUGAUGGGCUACACUGUGCUCGUCGUUGUUGGCUCCUGGUACCUUGCUCGGGCACGACGCGUAUCAUCCCAUAAUGCGGCUGGCAACAGCGUCAAUGACAUCAUCCGUCAACAAGGUGUAUUCCUCAAGGUGUUUUUCUUUAUCGUCCUGGAACUUGUCGUAUUCCCUACUGUAUGUGGUGUUCUGAUUGAUAUUGCAACAUUCCCAUUGUUUGAAGACGCAACCAUUGCUGGUCGGUGGGAAUUUUUCCGUGCAAAUCCAUACUCGGUUACGUUUUUGCACUGGUUCAUUGGCACCGGCUUCAUGUUCCAUUUUGCUGUAUUCAUCACUCUUGUACGUGAGACAGUUCGUCCAGGUGUGAUGUGGUUUAUCCGUGAUCCGAACGACCCGCAGUUCCAUCCAGUUCAAGAAAUGAUUGAACGCCCUGUGCUGACGCUUAUUCGCAAGAUUGGCUCUAGUGCAUUGAUGUACUGCAUUCUAAUUGUCGUUGGUAUCGGUGCUGUCACGCUUGCCGUCAGUCAGUAUACUGGUGUUUAUCCGCUACGCUGGUCAUUCGAUGCUCCUUUGUCGACAUUGGCUUUGGAUCUUAUAGCCGUUCAGUUCUUGGUUCCACCUCUGGUAUCCCAUAUCAAGCCGCGAGACUUCUGCAAAAAGGUCAUGUCGGACUGGUGGCGAGCGGCAUCACGCCAUCUUCGCCUGACUUCAUUCAUGUUCAAUGGCCGGUAUCCCGAAGAAGAGGGCUCGCACGUACGCAAAACAUUCACAGCUUGGCUUUUGCGUCGGAAAGCACCCAUCAACACUGAUGUGGUAUAUGCUGACGUUGCAAUCAAUAACAACAACGGCAACGCAUCUGUCAUUUUCAAACGGGAUGGCACGUUGGCCCGUGUACCGAAGCACGACAGCGUCCCUGUACCUGACAAUCGACGCAUGAUCGUGCCUGUUGACCCGAUCAACCUUGAGCCUAUCAACGAAAAUGAACGAAGACUCGGACACCCUGCAGCAGUUGAAUCGGGCGAUUUGGAGAACAACACAACGAUUAUCUAUAUCCCUCCAAAUUUCCGGCUUCGUGUCGCCUCUUUCGUGUUCCUAUUAUGGGUAUCCGGCUCGGUCUUGACUUGUUCCCUUACUGUCGCUCCUUUGCUAUUGGGCCGUCAUGUAUUUGAAAAGUACUUGGCAGGAACCCAAGUGCAUGAUAUGUAUGCAUUCAUCGUCGGCGCAUACAUUAUGAUGCUAUUGAGCACAUUCAUCAACUGGAUCGGUCAAAAGUAUGAUGUGCUUGCUCGAUCUCAUGGUGAUGUGGAUAUUUCGGCAACUGUCGGUUACAUCAAGCAGAAUAUGAAGAAGUUCUUGAAAGGAACUUAUCUUGCAGCAACAUUUGGUUUCACUGUUCCGCUUUUGCUGGGUAUUUUGGCUGAUGUAUACAUCUUUAUGCCCAUACGAUACUCAAGUUCAAACGAUGCAUUAGUGAUUCAUGUAUCGGAGGACUGGUCGUUUGGUGUUGUCUUUAUGGGGAUCUUCUACGGCGUUGUGUACAUACUUCCCGAUAACCCUGUGCAGCGAUAUAUUGAUGGUAUCGUUGGCGGUAAUGUCUGGGAGGUCGAUGCCUGGAAGAUUACCCGGUCCAGCAUCGCACCGCUUGUCGCCACUUCUAUCGCUGCUAUUGUUGUUCCAGGAUUGCUUUCAGUGGCUGCAGUAAGACUUUUCAAUAUCUACGACGGUGCACUUCAAUUAGCACUUUUCCGAUGCGCCUAUCCGGUGGUAUUCUGUCUCGCUAUUCUGGUUGGUACGCUCGUGCUUAGCACAAAGCUUUUCCGCAUCUGGCUCAAGGCUGUACGGGAUGAUACAUACCUCAUUGGCAAACGACUUCAUAAUCUAGAUGAACGAUAAAUACUCUCCUCCUCUCUCCCGACCUUUUCUCUACCCCAUUUUUUUAGUAAUCUAUCAGAGACGAUAACAACAACAAAUGCACACCUCCUUAACAUAGAAUCUCUUACUACCCGUUUUUUGCCAAAGUAUCUCUCUCUCCCAUCUUAUCUCCACACUCGCACUGCCAUUACCACCCAUUUACAAAUUCAAUUAUCAUCACCUCUUUGAAAUAUAUACACUAAUGAUUAUGCAUUGAGAGAAACCAAAACGAUUUUGCAUGUCGCAGCUUAUCACUUGAGCAAAGCGUGCUCGCCAUAUC